AAAGACAAUACAAUCCUGCGUCAUCUGUACUUUGACUGAGCAUUUGAGUGCUGAAUAGAUCGACAACAGUAUCGCAAGAUGUCAACACAACAACAAGAAGAGCUUGAAAAAAGAUAUGAUCCAUUAGACACCACGUUAAAAUUUGUCACAAGGCCAGAUGAUAUCACUCUGGAUGAUGACCCCGACUCCUUGAGGGCGGAGAUGUCCUGUGGUCAUGCAGUCACACCGCAGUCUCUCACGGCCUGGUGCCGCAGCCUUCUGGACCAGGGACAGUAUAAAUUCACUUGUCCUGCACUGAAGAAAGGCACACUGGUGAAGUGUGGGGAGGAAUGGUCCUACACAGAGAUCCGUAAGCUGGCUGUGCUGACAGCAAAAGAGCAGGCUCACUAUGAGGAAACCAUGGCUAUGCUGGCUGCUGCUGAGUACUGUGAAUACAAAACAUGUCCUGGCUGUCAGUCAUUUGUGGAAAGACAAGACCUGACCAACUUGGCUGUGCACUGCAAAAUCUGCACCACGCAGACUGGACGAGCCUAUCAGUUCUGCUGGCAGUGUCUGCAGAGAUGGCAGGGACGUGCACCUACCGCAGACAAGUGUGACAACGAGGGGUGCGUCAACCCAGACGUGGAGAGGCUGGCCAAGUGUAAACUGCUGACUCUCGCAGCUGUGAAAAAUGUGCAAGUCCCAUCCAUGCGCGCCUGUCCCACAUGCGGCAACAUCGUGGAGCACAAUGGAACAGGGUGCAAAAACAUCAUAUGCAACCGGUGUCAGAAGGAGUUCUGCUUUUCCUGCUUGAAACUCAAAUCUGAUUGUUUAAAAAACAGCAGUUACUUUGUGCCCUGUGCUGAUGGUGUGGCUGCUCGCCAGACCAGUAUCCCAUCAUGGGUCAAGUAGCCAGCAGCAGGCGUAUAGUGGAAAGUGUGAUAGCUGUUGCCAGCCAGGCUGAAUGAUAUUAAUGCUUAAGCUAUCUAGCUUUAGUACACUUCCUUCAUCUACUAUGAAUGCAUCUACGUAUAUUAUACUGUUUUUAUUUGUAUGUAAAAUAUAAAAUAUAGCUAACAGACACACACAAACAGACACACAGACACACAGACACACACACACACACACACACACACACACACACACACACACACACACACACACACACACACACACACACAAACACAGAGAGAGACAAACAGAUUAGGAGAUAUAGACA
This is a messenger RNA of Sardina pilchardus (European sardine), 1198 nucleotides long. RefSeq lists its product as uncharacterized. The transcript is spliced from 4 exons. NCBI's taxonomy places the organism in Eukaryota, Metazoa, Chordata, Actinopteri, Clupeiformes, Clupeidae. The record is from RefSeq and is a predicted model, not a curated record. Gene Ontology annotation, biological process: ubiquitin-dependent protein catabolic process; protein polyubiquitination; positive regulation of proteasomal ubiquitin-dependent protein catabolic process. Gene Ontology annotation, molecular function: zinc ion binding; ubiquitin conjugating enzyme binding; ubiquitin protein ligase activity. The coding region runs from base 79 to 891 and encodes 270 amino acids. Gene Ontology annotation, cellular component: ubiquitin ligase complex; cytoplasm.